Molecule: messenger RNA, 1306 nt
Organism: Monopterus albus (swamp eel)
Lineage: Eukaryota; Metazoa; Chordata; Actinopteri; Synbranchiformes; Synbranchidae
Gene: max
Product: myc associated factor X
Biological process (GO): positive regulation of transcription by RNA polymerase II
Cellular component (GO): RNA polymerase II transcription regulator complex
Molecular function (GO): DNA-binding transcription factor activity; protein dimerization activity
Source: RefSeq, a predicted model, not a curated record
GUGAGAAGUGUAGUCACGUGGAGACUGUAUAGUCCACCUCGGUUCUGUCCAAACAGAACGUGUCUGACUGUUUGAGCGCGGCUCGGUGCUAAACAAAUUCAUGUUGUUUUUUAACCACCCUUCCCUUUAAACUAGACUAUUUAUCGAAGAAUGAGUGAUAACGAUGAUAUCGAAGUCGACAGUGACGAAGAAUCACCGAGAUAUCACUCUGUGGCAGACAAACGGGCACACCACAAUGCGCUGGAGCGCAAGCGUAGGGACCACAUCAAAGACAGCUUUCACAGCCUCCGGGACUCGGUGCCCGCCCUACAGGGAGAAAAGGCGUCUCGAGCUCAAAUCCUAGACAAAGCCACAGAGUACAUCCAGUACAUGAGGCGAAAAAAUCACACGCACCAGCAGGAUAUCGAUGACCUGAAGAGGCAGAACGCGCUGCUUGAGCAGCAAGUUCGUGCUCUGGAGAAGGUGAAGGGCUCAGCCCAGCUCCAGGCCGGCUACUCAUCGUCUGACAGCAGCCUAGGCAGCGCUGUGUCGGCGUUCGACGGAGGCUCCGACUCCAGCUCAGAGUCGGACACUGAGGAGCCGCCCAACAGGAAGAAGUUGCGAGUGGAGGCCAGCUAGAGAGCCGAGCAGCUAAAACCUGCCCAAGGUGGAGGUGGCGGGGCAUGAGGGAGGAGCAGACCAGCCUUCAAAGCUCUUAAGUCUCAUAGACCCCCCCGCCCACUGCCACCCUGGCAUCCCUCACCGUCCUCCUCAUUCUCUCUCCUCAAUCUCUGGGUGGGUUUGCACUGGAGACUCAAAGACCCCUCACACUGCUGCCACAAUCGUUUGUCUCCACCCGAUCUCCAGGAACAGGAAGGAGAACGUCAGCAGAGAGCUUGAGGGUUUUUUUUUUAACCCUUUCCAUCCCUCUCUCUUCUUUGGUUCAUUAGUAUUUCUCCCCUAGCAACGUCAACAAUCCAAAAUCCAAACAGAGGCAGCUCGGCUACGCAAGGACUUGAUGCUUUUUUUUUUUUUGUACCCUCAGUGAAGCUCCUCUUCCUCCCUGGGUGGUGCGCUCCAGGUGUAACCCUCCUAGCACUGCUAUAUUAUAUUUUUUCUUGAUAAAAACCUGUUUAGAAUUUACACACACACCUAGAUAAAUUGUCUCAAAGUUUACCUUUUUAAAACAAACCAUUUGUAGCUUACUUUUUCCACUAAAGAAUGUGAAGAUGCUUUGAAGGAAGUGUUAAAGUGACACCCACCUCAGGCCCACUGGAUCGCAGAUGUUUUCUGCCCGAUGCGUUUAACACACGAGAAAAAAAAAAAA